Belonocnema kinseyi is the source of this 1941-nucleotide messenger RNA. RefSeq names its product N-alpha-acetyltransferase 30-like. Gene Ontology annotation, cellular component: NatC complex. The record is from RefSeq and is a predicted model, not a curated record. NCBI's taxonomy places the organism in Eukaryota, Metazoa, Arthropoda, Insecta, Hymenoptera, Cynipidae. Gene Ontology annotation, biological process: N-terminal peptidyl-methionine acetylation. Gene Ontology annotation, molecular function: protein-N-terminal amino-acid acetyltransferase activity. The transcript has 3 exons. Bases 276 to 1061 code for a protein of 261 amino acids.
GUAAAAUCCAAUAUGGUGUCGGUCGUUCAGCGGUUUACGUUGGACGUCCGUAUUUUGAGUUAAAAUCUUCGUAAUAAAUCAGAGGACUUUUCAAUAAUUAUGAAAAUUAGAUUAAAAGUCAUUUGCUGCAUAUAAAAAGUGCUAUGAAAGACGAACAGUACGUGUAGCAGGAUCAGACGAGAGCAAAAUCUAGCCUUCGUGGAAGGUUUUUCUCUGCUCUGGGUUUCGUGUCCAGAUAUUUUUGAGUGUGUUUUCGAAAAAGUAAGGAAAGAGGUAUGGAUUCUUCGGAGGGUGCCACGAUGACGGAUACGACGAAAGUACCUGCGACAGCGGCAACAAAGGCGAAACUCAAAGUUGGUAAAAGUAAUUCGGUGGCUGACAUUGCCACCUUAGAUAUUAAAUCACGACUUAGUUUGGAAAAUGCCGAGGUCUGCGAUAAACCACAAACCAACGGGUUGCACCAGGUGAACGGUGUUUGCGACUCGCCCCAAAGAAACACGGAAUCAACUGCCUCCGUGGAUCAACCACAAGGGAUGGAAACUAGUCAUGUAAAUUUAAAUCAACCUGAAAAAACUGAAGGUACAUCGACAGAGAAUAGCGAUAGUGACAUCCAAUACGUGAGCUAUACGAGCGAACUGCAAAUGCCGGACAUAAUGAAAUUAAUUCAAAAGGAUUUGAGUGAACCAUAUUCAAUUUAUACCUAUAGAUAUUUCAUUCAUAAUUGGCCAAAAUUAUGCUUCUUGGCGAUGCACGAAAAUGAAUGCGUAGGUGCGAUUGUUUGCAAACUGGACAUCCACAGAAAGGUGAUAAAACGUGGCUAUAUCGCGAUGUUGGCAGUGGACGUGAAAUUCAGGAAACGCAAGAUCGGCUCGAAUUUGGUGAGACGUGCAAUCCGAGCGAUGGUUGAAGACGAUGCGGACGAAGUUGUUUUAGAGACUGAAAUCACGAAUCGGCCUGCGUUGCGAUUGUAUGAAAACCUUGGCUUCGUGCGUGACAAGCGACUCUUUCGAUAUUAUUUAAACGGUGUCGAUGCCUUGCGACUGAAGUUGUGGCUCAGGUGAAAUUCAUCUGCGUGCUUAUGCCAAUAGGAACUUAAAUAAUUGGAGUCACUAAGAAAGUUGGUUCCAGAAGACUUGAAUUCGAAAGAUGCUUAUGCCAAAGAAGUUAUCUCCGAUUUUCUUUUUCUUCGAUAUUGUGGUAUCGUUUCGCGACUCCUGGCUGUGCGUUGAACGAACGAAAUGUACUCGAUGUACGUUAUCUUAAUCGGCAGGGACGAGUCAUCUGAUCUCGAAAGGAGAUAAACUCUUUGGCAAUAGUUUGGGCAGCUGAGAAUCGAAUCGUUUGAAAAAUAUUUAAGUGAAAAGCCUGGGGCUUUGCAUAUGAAAUUAAAAAGAGGAUUUGUCGAGUUUCGCUCGACUUGUUUCGAUUUUGAUAGAUUUGGAUUUCGCAGAUGAGUUUAUAAUAUCGCGACUGAAUGGGUAUUAGUCCUUUAGUCCAAAUGUACAAAUUGUCUGAAAACCACUUUUCAUUUUUUGUUUUUAAAACAGUUUUUAUUCGAGGCGAGGUCUCGAGUGGUUAAAUGUUUGUUUUAGUCGUAAGGAUUCAGCGGACUUUCGAUAAUAAAUGCAUUAAUUGAAGCGUGGUAUUGACCAUUUCGAUGAUUUAGUCAAGAUUUUGAAAAAAGAAUAUAUGAAAGGACAGUCUCGUGGUAUUUAAAAAAUAUUCAAAUUAAAUUGCAAAGUGAUAUUUAAGGAUUGUCCGAUAUUUAUAUAAAUAUAUAUAAUAAAGAAAUCAGAAAUGAUCAACUACACUGAUUUGUUUGUAGACACUCGAAGCGGAAGCUCGUACGCAUUAUUGUCUACCUACUAUACCUACCUACCUUUGUAUAAAAUAAAAUCGAAACACAAAUCAUUAUGUAUCUAUUAACAAAAACGUAAAAAA